Messenger RNA from Benincasa hispida (wax gourd), 704 nucleotides. RefSeq names its product protein NOI4. Lineage: Eukaryota; Viridiplantae; Streptophyta; Magnoliopsida; Cucurbitales; Cucurbitaceae. The record is from RefSeq and is a predicted model, not a curated record.
UAGAAAGAUUUCCGUAUCCAAUAAGCCCACUUUUAGCCCAAUUUACUAAAGUCGUCUCUCUCUCUUUCUUUCAAUCUGCCAUUCUUAUUUUCACUCCUUUCGUUGAUUUGAAAUUCCAUUUCUUUUUCCUCCCAAACGUUCUCUCUCUAGAAUUCAUGACGGACAAAGGUCGGCCAUUGCCUAAAUUUGGUGAGUGGGAUGUUAAUGAUCCGACAUCAGCUGAGGGUUUCACCGUGAUUUUUAACAAAGCUAGAGAUGAGAAGAAAACAGGCGGCAAACCUGAUUCACCUGGAAAAGUUGAUGCACAUGGCAGGCCUGCAGCAGAUCCUGCCAAGGCACCCCCUAAGAAAUGGCUUUGCUGUAUCCAAAGUCCCCCUGCUGAAUCUUGAGAAGGUUCGUUUAGAAGCCUCGGUUGAAAAACUUCAUAUUAUCCUGUAAUUGUGUUUGCUGUGGCUUCUCAAAUACAAUGAACUUUUCAUGCAGCCUUGAUGGUCCUGCUAAAUUUUAUGCAAUUUCAUGUAAAUCUGAGUGUUGUUGUUGUGGAGGAAGAAAGUAAAGAAGACAAACAUGUAUUGUAUUUAUAUUAUUGAUAUGGUGGUUUUUUAUUAGGGGAUAAAGUUGCUAUUCUGUCUUUGCCUUUGGUGUGAGCUGUAAAGCUUUGCACUGGACAUCAUGUAUAAUUGUGGCUGGUAUAAUUAAUGUAA